Paramuricea clavata is the source of this 405-nucleotide messenger RNA. The record is from the annotation of a GenBank genome assembly. NCBI's taxonomy places the organism in Eukaryota, Metazoa, Cnidaria, Anthozoa, Malacalcyonacea, Plexauridae.
AUGGUUACUAAUACACGAGAGAAAAUUUCUGAUUUUGGUGCCAUUCACACAGGUAUUAGUGAUCAUAGGUUGAUAUUUGCUAUCAGGAAAAUUUCUGUUAUAAAGAAACAAGAGAAUAUCGUAGAGAUGAGAAACAUGAAAAAUUUUAAUGAAGAAAAUUUUGUUGCGGAACUGCUAAAACAGCACUGGGAACAAUUGUAUUUUUUUGCUGAAGAUCCAAAUGACAUAUGGAAUGCCAAGAAAGAUUAUUAUUCCUCGAAAAUAGCUGGUCAAAAAUUCAAUCCGAAAAAAGCUUGGAAAAGUAUAAACAACUUAUUAGGUAGGCAAAACAAACAAACAGUGGUGAAUGAGAUUAAUCUAGAGGGAAAAAAUUUACAACUCUCAAAGAUAUUGCAGGGGACUUAA